Mya arenaria is the source of this 1428-nucleotide messenger RNA. RefSeq names its product cell death abnormality protein 1-like. The coding region runs from base 1 to 1428 and encodes 475 amino acids. The record is from RefSeq and is a predicted model, not a curated record. Lineage: Eukaryota; Metazoa; Mollusca; Bivalvia; Myida; Myidae. The transcript is spliced from 7 exons.
AUGGGUCUCGUGAGAAUUUCGUCAUCUGCUUAUUACUCCAUUGCUUGUGUAGACAGCUAUUGCAAUGAUGGAUGUAUAGAUGGAUUCAAGAGCCCACAGUGCCAGAAAUCGUGUUCAAAUCGAGGCUGUAUGUCGUGUACAACAGACACUACGUGCUCUUGGUGCUAUGAUGGGUAUAUGCUGCUCGAUGGGCAGUGUACAAGUAUAUGUCCAUCUACUUGUAAAACAUGCACUUCAAACACAUCCUGCACAUCCUGCUAUGACGGAUACCAUGGAGAUCAGUGUCAACACUCAUGUCCUUCCAACUGUGACACAUGCACUGCAAGCACAUCCUGCUCAUCAUGCAGGGACCCUAACUUCACUGGUGGCAAAUGUGAUAGAUGUGUUAACGGCAAAUACGGAAGUGAGUGUGAAUUGGAUUGUCCUGUGAAUUGUCUUUCUUGUGAAUCUGCAACUAAUUGUACUGAAUGUAAAAAAGGAUUCAUUGGUAUAGGUGUCCAAUGUUUACUACGCUCGGACUGCCCUGAAAAUUGUAUUGGUUAUAAAUGUGAUAGCACUGGAAAAUGCGAUUCAUGUAAGGACGGAUUCUAUGGCGAGUUCUGCAUGAUGACCUGCUCUGAGAACUGCAUUGAUGGCACUUGUUAUAGAAACGGAAUUUGCGAUGCCUGCCGUGACGGUUUUCAAGGCACGUUUUGUAACAUAACAUGUCAACAGAAUUGCAAGCAGUGUCAUCAAGAUAACGGAUCGUGCAACAUUUGUGAAAAUCAAGCGUGGGGAAGAGAGUGCUCAAGGAAGUGUAGCUCGACUUGUCAAAUUGAUACGACCUCAAUGACAACCUGUGAUAUCGUGUCGGGGGAAUGCAAAUUUGGAUGCGUGUCCGGAAGUCAUGGUCCGUACUGCGAGCUUAUUUGUGACCAGCGAUGUGGUGAAUCUCGCGACGGAAUAAAAGCAUGCAGGCAAAGAGACGGGUUCUGUGCGGAAGGCUGUAAGCGUGGAUAUAGAUUUGAAGUUGCCGGUUGCUUACCUGUGACAGACAAGCCUUGGGAUGAAAGCAGUGUCCUUACAGUCGGAGUUUUGGGUGGAAUGAUUGGCCUUCUCAUCAUAGCGCUUGCUGUUGCUAUCGGGUGUAUAGUUCUUAUAAAAAGAAGACACGUCAUCGCUCAAAAAGACAAUUUCAAAGAAAUUAAACUUGACGAGGAGGCUAGAACUUACGAGGAGAUUCCAGAACAGACAGAUCAGCCAAAGUACCAGAAUGUCAAUACCAAUAACUAUGACAUGCUGUUUGCUAACAGUUAUGAUACAGGCGGAUACGUCUGUGCGUCGAGGUACGGCGCGGACGGGAUUGGUCCGUGGAGAGGGGAUUGGCCAUUUCUCAGAAACAUUGCAAGGACAGAGCAGGCUCUACAUGUUGCUAACCAAGUCGUUUGA